Messenger RNA from Punica granatum (pomegranate), 816 nucleotides. NCBI's taxonomy places the organism in Eukaryota, Viridiplantae, Streptophyta, Magnoliopsida, Myrtales, Lythraceae. The record is from RefSeq and is a predicted model, not a curated record.
AUGACAGACAUCAAGUACCACCCCCUCGAGCCCUUGGGAAGAGGAUACUAUGGCGUGGUGACCACCACGCACGAUUUGGAGAAAAGAGAGAAGGUAGCGAUCAAGAAGAUCUCCAAUGUGUUCGAGGACUCCAUAACUGCUGCCAGCACCCUUAGGGAUCCCAUGAUUCUCAGGCAAAUCCAGCACGAGAACAUCAUCUCCCUCAGGCAUAUACAGUGCGGCCUCAACGACCUGCACUCGGCAAACAUCCUCCAUCGGGACCUAAAGCCCGGCAACAUCCUCAUCAACUACGACUGUAAGCUAAAGAUAUGCGACUUUGGUCUCUCGAGAGCUGCAGCCCAAGAUAAGUCGGAGUUCAUGAAGUUGUAUGUUGCAACUCGAUGGUACCACGCACCUGAGCUCCUCCUGGGCAACAACAACUACGGCCCUUCCAUUGAUGUCUGUGACACCCAGAACCAGCUGCAGUGCAUAAUCCGCACGCUCGGGACACUGCAGAAAGCAGAUCUCGACUUCAUCCAGAGCACGAAGGGCAGAAGAUAUAUUGAGUCCCUCUCUUACUGCAGUGGAACCCCGCUCUCAACUCUUUUUCCCCAAGCAGAUCCUGUGGGUCUGGACCUGCUCGAGAAGAUGCUCUCAUUCGAUCCAAACAAGAGGACAACUGUUGCCGAGGCGCUCAAUCACCCUUACAUGGCACCGUUAUACGAUCCGAGAACUGUCCAUCCGGCCCAGUUCCCGGUCGAGCUCACUGUGGAGGACAACAUGGAGGAGGAUACGAUAAGGAAGAUGAUGUGGCGGGAGAUUCUUCAGUACCAAUAG